CUACUUUUUGACUUUCACCACCAUUUUCCCCACCACUUUCACCACCAACUCAAUUAUGCAACAACACAUAUUGUUUCAGCCAUCAAGUCUUUUCUUCCCUCACCAAAACGUGUAGAAGAAGUUGAGAAAGGGAGAGAGAGUUUCCUCCAACUCCAAAUUGUAACUUGAAGAGGUCAAACACGAGAUUAAUAAUCAGUCAAGGAGCUACUGUACCACAGAAAAUUUCUAUCAGGUUGAGCAGCUGCCGAUGGUGAUGAAGUGACGAGCGGGACUCUUUUGUCUUAUUAUGUAUUAAUGAACUCUAGGGUUACAUGUCUUCAUACAUGUAAUCAGAACCUUAUUCCGCUGCGUACUCAGAAGUUUUAUGUUAUUUUGGAUAAGUCGGAGUUAUCCGAACUUGUUAGUUAUUUGAGUCUAUACGACAAAAACUCUGUUAUAUUAUAGAUAUCCAUGUUGUUAACAAUGAUGAAAUACGAUCCUUUCUUGUUUGAUUAUUCCCCUUUCUACCCCGCUUCUAAUCUCCCUCCAUUAGCCACGAUUUCCCGGCUUAAUUAUCCUUAAUUAGGACCGGUCGUGACAGAGUGGUAUCAGAGCAGUUCAUUUGCUCUGAACCCUAGAGUUAGCCCAUUUUUCUAGUAUGAUCACUAGUAUAUAUGAGUCAGUCAGCCAAAGCUCAUCACUUCAUCACAUCGUCAUGCUCAGCAAGAAAGAAGGUGGUAAUGAUUUUAAAACAUUGAGAAGUUCACGUUUUAUAUGAAUGUACUGAUGCUUACAUUCAAGUUUUAUGCUUUAUUGAUUGAUUAGAUAUCUCAAUGAACUUAGAUGCGUUAAGAAUGCAUGAUCACUGUUACGAGAAGAACAAUAGAAGCUAGAAACUCAGUUAUAUUUCACUAUAGCCAUGGUGAAGAGCUAAGAAAGAAAAAGAGAAUCCCAUGAAAGCAGUGCAAGCGGAGUGCCACGCACGAAUCACUGAAGCAGGCAUAGUUCUUCAUUCAGGUUGUUCACGAGUGACAGAACACCGAAUCGACUAUUGCCUUAUUUGAUGAUAGAUCACGUGAGUCAUUGCUCGUAGCGACGAGUGUGACUUAUGUAAUCAGCUAGCUAUCGCAUAAUGAGCUAAGACUCAUUACUAACUCUCGAUUAUCACCAGUUAUGGCAUGAAGAGAACCUUCAUGAUUUAUGUUUGAACUUCAGAGUCGGACUCAUAUGCAGUUAUAACACUUUGUGUAUGAUGUUAUAGCAUCGCGAUUAGAACUGCCAGCUUACAGUUUCAGAUAUUCAGAACCUUUAUGAUUACAAUUACCUAUUAUAUUACACGUGAGCAUGAUUUAGAAUCCCUAUUGAUUACGAUCACCUGCUACAAAUCGAAAGGAGGAUAGGUGCCAUGGGUAACUAGAAGUUACCAACCAUUAUGAUUGACUAGAAAAAUCUAUACAAGUGCGUAAGACGGGAGGAGUUCCUGAAGAUGGUUUGGAGUUUAACAAGAGCUAGAAAUAUCGACAAUGGUUCGAUGUUAAAGUUAAGAGAUUGAGAUUAUGAUGAGAGACUAAGCAGGUUAAGUAUGCAUACCUUAGUCGAUCAGAGACAUUCCCCAGUUAGAACAUUUUAGACCAAACAUUCAGUUUAGUAGCCAGAAUGCAAGCAUUGACUAAGGUCAUUCCAUGACUUAGAAUUACACAUGGGGACACAUACCCUAUAAAGGUACUCAGAUGAGCAAAAGCUAUUUCCUUAUUGAAUGCGUGAUGAUUCAGAAGGUCUUUUGCAAUAACACGGAAGAGUGCUUCAAAUUAUAUGGUUGCAUUUCAAGAGCUAUGUGAAGAAACACUAAGUACUAGAAGUACUACAGUAAGAUCAUAUAGAGGAACAUUGUUGAGUAAGGUCGAGCCUACCUUAUUUCACCUAUAGAAAAUGUUUAAGGAUUGCAUUAAACUAGGAGGCAGACUCCAAGUUUGAGAAGCUCUAGAAUAUUCUCAAGGACAUGUUCAAGAUAUUAAGAAGAAAGUGGUGAUUUUAGACCAAAUAUACCUUUUGCAGCCAAGGAACAAGAAUUGCCAAGUUCGGAAAAGUAUUUCCGAAUGACUGAGAAGUAGUUGUGUCGGACCUGGCCAGUCCACAUGGCCAAAAUCUCAGUAGUCGUCAUAUAUGGGUCUUUAAACCUAUAUAUUUUAAACCUUCAUCUGAAAAGCCAAACGGGUUCAGACUAUUAGGUCAUUUCGUUUCGACCUUUCAGUCAAUUCAUUUCUACCCUAUGGUUAUUCAUUUUCAAUUGUUUGGCAAAUUAUUGAAACACUUUGCCUAAUUGCCAUUUGUUAUUUGAAUCAUUGCGAUCUACUAGUUGUUGGUAGAUUUUCUGUGACCCAAGGACAAACAGAUACUUAUCUGAUUAAAUCAGUCAAACACAUAUGCUUCAACCCAAGGGUCAAGCACGUAAUGCAUACAGACAAUCUCUUGUGCAUUUAGUAGGACCUUAUUUGUGUAUUUCAAAAACGAUGAUCAUUUCGAUGCUUUUGUAUGCCCCUAUGUUGGCUUAGUUAUUUUGACUAGUAUUAGUACGAAAAUGCUGGUUCAUAGGGCAUUUCGGAACUGAGCUCUUUCAUGAUGACCUUGCUAGAUAGCUAGUUCAUCGUAUAAUGCUUGGAUAGAUCACCAGAUCUAUAUUCAAUUGUUGAUGAAAUAGUCCUCAUUGAUACUAAUUUCCCAUGUCUAUGUAGCGACCCUAUCAGUCUUUUGCGGCAAGUUACUUCCGCUAUGUUAUUUAUAUACUUUCAUGAGGAAGAGUAUGAGCGAGAUUUGAGAAUCAAGAAAAUAAUUUACAGAAUCGAUGAUAUGCAUCUGUGUAUUACAUUGGUGACUAUAUGUCGACUCAUCGGAAUGCCAACAAAGCAAAGGCGUCCGAGAGAAGUUGGAUAGAACAAUAGUAUGCCUUGUGAUGUUGCAUUAACAACUUGUGUUUUGACCUAAUAGAAUGCCGUCAAAACGAGGACGACCAAGAGGAGGGGGCAGGAUUCCCCGAAAUGAAGGAAGAGGCCCAGAAACAGGGCCAGAACCAGAAAUAGUUCAACCACCUGUUCAGCCAGAACGACGGAUUGAAGAAUUAUUCUUGCGACAGAACCCACCUACCUUCAACGGGACAGGAGACCCGGCAGAAGCUGAGACUUGGGUUCGCGCUAUUGAACGCAUUUUCAACUUCCUGCGUUGCACCGACCAAGAACGCCUGACUUGUAUGUCCUUUCAGUUGACUGGGUCAGCUGAUUUCUGGUGGGAAGCAAGGAUGAAAACGAUGACAGCAGAGCAGUUAGAAAACCUGACUUGGGAACAAUUCAAAGCCGGUAUAUAUGACAAGUAUAUACCCAAGAGCUACCGCAAGAAAAAGGAGGCUGAAUUUUACAAUCUGAAACAAGGAAAGAUGUCGGUAACUCAAUACGACAGGAUGUUCUGCGAUAUGUCUAGAUAUGCGCCGGAACAAGUUGACACAGAUGAGAAGAUGGCUGAAAAGUUUUGUGCCGGUCUGAGGCACGAGAUUAGGAUGGCUUUGGCAAGCCACGGAGGAUUGUCUUACACUGAGUCGCUCAGCCGAGCGUUAGACAUUGAGGCAGCCAUGCCAGGAGAAAGACUUGCAAUUAUACCUGCGCCAGCACCUCCACAUGAUCAAAAUCAUAAUCAGAAUUUCAAAGGAAAGAGGAGAUGGGACAACAGUAACCCGAACCAAGGCGAGAAGAGGCCAUGGCAGGGACGGGUCUUCCAGUCACAAGGUUAUGGAAGCCAGGGCGCACCGAAACAGAUGGGAAAUAACCAACAAAGAGCCCCACAUUGUCCCAAAUGUAACAAAAGUCAUAUGGGAAUUUGUAAGGCCGGCAGUGAUAGUUGCUAUAUCUGCAACCAGAAGGGGCACUAUGCAAAUCGGUGCCCGAAUAAGCAACAUGGAACGAGUUUAAGGCCAAACCCACCUAUCCAGGCUCCGCAUCUGCGAGCAAUCCAAGCUCUGCCCCAACCAUACCCAAGGCAGCAACCACAGUAUCAGCAGCCACAGCAGCACCAACAGCUACAGUACCAACCACAACCUCAACAACCGUAUCAGCAACAGGCCCGCCAACAACAGCAGCGACAACAGAAACAACAUGAAAAGCCUCGUCAUGCUAGAGUCUAUGCUAUGAGGCAGAAACAGCCCGAGAACAACCAGGGAAACCUGGCAGGUAUGGGCAUGCUACUCAAUACUCCUGUUGUACUUCUAUUUGAUACGGGCGCAUCGCAUACUUUCAUUUCAAGUACAUGUGUUGACACAUUAAAAUUUAAAAUGGAAAGAGCUGACCAGAAGUUGAGUAUAUCAUCACCUAUAGGAGGGAUGACGACAGUAGAUCAUGUGUGCUUGAACCUAGAACUGAACAUAGGGUCACUCAAGAUUGUAGUGAACAACUCCUAUGUUAUACCGAUGGGAGAUGUGGACAUAAUCCUAGGAAUGGACUGGCUAGUCGAGAACUAUGCCACCAUCCUUUGUAACGAAAGACGGAUAUCGUUUCGACCCCCAGGAAGGGAGCCGUCACAUUUCCACAGAAUUAGUAUGGGAAGAAGAAAAAUGAUCAUCUCCGCCCUGCAAGCAACGAAAAUGAUGAAGAAGGGAUACCCAGCUUACCUCGUAUACUUGCACGGAGAAUUGGGUACUGAAAAGAGUAUAGAAGAUGUAGAAAUUGUACGGGACUUUUCAGAUGUAUUUCCAGAGAUUCUGCCAGGACCACCACCGGACAGACCAAUUGAGUUUACCAUUGAUUUGGAGCCCGGGGCAGCUCCCAUUUCGAAGGCACCAUACCGAAUGGCUCCUAAAGAGUUGGAAGAACUCAAGAUACAACUGCAAGAACUUUUAGAACUUGGAUUCAUUAGGCCAAGUGUAUCACCUUGGGGUGCACCCGUACUUUUUGUGAAGAAAAAGGAUGGCACAUUGCGAAUGUGUAUAGACUAUAGAGAACUGAACAAAGUGACACUGAAGAACAAAUAUCCUUUACCAAGGAUAGAUGACCUCUUCGACCAGCUCAAGGGAGCAAGCGUGUUCUCGAAGAUUGAUUUGCGAUCUGGUUAUCACCAGCUGAAGAUUCGACCAGAAGACGUACCUAAGACGGCAUUUCGAACUAGGUAUGGCCACUACGAAUUUGUAGUUGUGCCAUUCGGGCUAACUAAUGCGCCAGCUGUGUUCAUGGACCUCAUGAAUCGAGUGUUUCAUCCGUACUUAGACAAAUUUGUCUUGGUGUUUAUAGAUGACAUCCUGAUCUACUCGAAGAACGAGAAAGACCAUGAGGAACAUCUGAGAAUUGUCCUAGAAACGUUGAGGACGGAGCGCCUUUAUGCCAAAUUCAGCAAGUGUGAGUUUUGGCUCAGCGAAGUCACGUUUUUAGGACAUAUUGUAUCAUCAGAAGGGAUUAAAGUGGACCCUGAAAAAGUGCAAGCGGUGCGUGAAUGGAGAUCGCCUACUAACCCUAAUGAGAUAAGAAGUUUCUUAGGAUUGGCAGGUUACUAUCGGAGGUUUAUGGAAGGAUUUUCCAAAAUUGCAAGGCCAAUGACGCAACUACUCAGGAAGGGAAUAAAAUUUUCUUGGACAGAGGAGUGCGAGAAGAGCUUCCAAGAACUCAAGGAAAAGUUGACUACGGCACCAGUGUUAGCCGUCCCAACAGCUGAUAAGGAAUACGUGAUCUACACAGACGAGUCCAAAAAUGGACUUGGUUGCGUGCUGAUGCAAGAAGGAAGAGUGAUAGCAUAUGCGUCACGAUAGCUUAGGCCACAUGAACUGAAUUACCCGACUCAUGAUCUGGAGUUAGCUGCAGUGGUGCAUGCGCUGAAGAUUUGGAGACACCACCUAUAUGGAGUUAGGUGUGAAAUAUUCACAGACCACAAAAGUCUGAAAUACUUUUUCGAGCAAAAGGACCUUAAUAUGAGACAAAGGAGAUGGCUCGAACUAGUGAAAGAUUAUGACUGUGGUAUUAACUACCACCCAGGCAAGGCCAACGUAGUGGCUGAUGCAUUGAGUCGUAAGACUCAAUCUAAAUUGGGAGCUCUCAUCACUCGAGAGACGGUGCUCAUAAGGAAAUUUAGCAAAAUGAGCAUAGAAGUGGUUAAACCACCAGGGACGAUAGCAAGCGUUGUGGCAACGGUACCUAACUUGAGGAAGACGAUCGUAGAAGCACAAAGAAAAGACGGGAAGAUGGAAAAACUACGGGAAACAGUAAGGAAAGGAGGCGUCAAGAAUUAUCAAGAAGCAUCAGAUAAUGCUAUCCUCUUUGAGGGAAGGAUAUGCAUCCCCCACGAUGAUGAGCUUAAGGAUAAAAUCAUGAGUGAGGCUCACGAUACCCUUAUACUGCCCACCCAGGGAGUACUAAGAUGUAUCAGGACCUAAAGAAACACUUUUAGUGGGAAGGCAUGAAGAGAGACAUAGCGUCAUUUGUGGAGAAAUGCCUGGCAUGCCAACAGGUGAAGGCCUUACACCAAAGGCCAUAUGGAAAACUACAAUCGUUGGAAAUUCCAGAAUGGAAGUGGGAGCACAUCGCAAUGGAUUUUGUGACCAGUUUGCCCAAAACAAAGAGAGGAAACACUGCCAUUUGGGUAAUAGUGGAUCGACUCACAAAAUGUGCUCAUUUUAUACCAAUACCGAUCACACACGGGUCAGACAAGCUAGCUCAGUUGUAUGUUCGAGAGAUUGUACGCUUACACGGUGUACCCGUGUCAAUCACAUCAGAUCGAGACUCGAAGUUCACAUCUAGAUUUUGGAUGAGCUUACAGAAGGAGUUAGGCACGAGGCUAAAUUUCAGCACCGCCUUCCACCCGCAGACAGAUGGGCAGUCUGAAAGGACAAUUCAGACCCUUGAAGAUAUGUUGAGAACAGUGGUGUUAGACAGAGGUGGAAGUUGGGAAGCAGUGCUGCCGUUGAUUGAAUUUGCCUAUAAUAACAGUUACCAGGCAACUAUCGAUAUGGCACCAUAUGAGGCAUUAUAUGGAAGAAAAUGUAGAUCACCGCUUUAUUGGGAUGAAGUGGGUGAGAGAAAAGUUUUAGGACCAGACAUGGUCAAUGAGAUGGUUGAGAUAGUCCGCCAGAUCAGAGGGCGAAUAAAAGAGGCACAAGAUAGACAGAAAUCUUACGCUGAUGCACGUCGAACUGAGUUAUGUUUUGAAAUAGGAGACAAGGUCUUCCUAAAGGUAUCUCCUACCAAGGGGAUAACUAGGUUUGGUGUCAAGGGAAAACUUAGGCCCCGAUUCGUAGGACCUUAUGAGAUUUUGGAGAGAAUAGGCCCAGUAGCCUAUAGGUUGGCGUUACCGCCAAGCUUUGGAAACGUUCACAAUGUUUUCCACGUAUCACAACUCAGGAAAUACGUUUUCGAUCCAAAGCACAUAAUCCACCAAGAAGAGAUGAUCCUUUGUCCAGACUUGAGCUAUGAAGAAAGACCAGAGGCCAUUCUAGAUCGAAAAGUACAACAACUCAGGAAUAAGGCAAUCACAUCAGUGAAAGUCUUAUGGAGACACCACGGACAAGAGGAAGCCACGUGGGAGCUUGAAGACAAAAUGAAGGAGAAAUACCCCGAACUGUUUUAGAAGAAAUAUGCAAAUUUCGGGACGAAAUUUUUGUUAAGAGGGGUAGUAUGUAGUGACCCGCUCUUUUAUAUAUUUUAAAUCUAGUAAUGAGUGUUUAUUUUUGUUCAUCAGUGAAUGAAAACGGUUUUUAUCCUAAUAUGAAUUCAGCUUAUGAUCCUGAAUUUAUAUUGUUAAAGCAGUUAAUGAUAUUA
Molecule: messenger RNA, 7760 nt
Organism: Salvia miltiorrhiza (redroot sage)
Lineage: Eukaryota; Viridiplantae; Streptophyta; Magnoliopsida; Lamiales; Lamiaceae
Exons: 3
Coding region: 2966-5758 (930 amino acids)
Biological process (GO): proteolysis
Molecular function (GO): zinc ion binding; aspartic-type endopeptidase activity; nucleic acid binding
Source: RefSeq, a predicted model, not a curated record